AUCUCAUUAAGGCCAUUCGUGCCUGUAAAACCGCCGCCGAUGAGAGAGCUGUCAUCCAGAAGGAGUCAGCUGCGAUUCGUACCAUUUUCAAAGAAGAGAAUAAUGAUGCUCGGCAUUCGAAUGUGGCCAAACUACUCUAUAUACACAUGCUGGGCUAUCCGGCUCACUUUGGUCAAAUUGAAUGCCUAAAAUUAGUAGCGUCUAAUAGAUUUGCUGAUAAAAGGCUUGGAUAUUUGGGAAUUAUGCUCUUGUUGGAUGAAAACCAGGAGGUUUUGACAUUGGUAACGAAUUGUUUAAGAAAUGAUAUGAACCAUUCCAACAUGUAUAUUGUUGGUCUGGCACUAUGUACCUUGGGGAAUAUAUCUUCUCCCGAGAUGUCUGGCGAUCUGUGUGCGGAAGUCGAAAAAAACUUGGGUAGUUCAAAUACAUACAUACGAAAGAAGGCCGCGUUGUGUGCAAUGCGAAUAAUUCGGAAAGUUCCUGAAUUACAAGAAAACUUUCUGAGUAGAGCAAAGUCGCUUUUAAGUGAUCGAAAUCAUGGAGUGUUGUUAACGGCAACUACACUUAUAACCGAGAUGUGUUUGAUAAAUUCGGAAACGCUACAAACAUUUCGCAAGGCCGUACCAUUGCUGGUUAGACAUUUGAAAAGCUUGGUUUCAGCGGGGUUCUCGCCUGAGCACGAUGUCACAGGUAAAGGGGAUGCAGAAGCGAGUGAAGCGAUGAAUGACAUCUUGGCACAGGUUGCCAUGAACACUGAAUCUUCAAAAAAUGUUGGGAACUCGAUCUUAUAUGAAACCGUGCAAACCAUCAUGGAAAUCCAAUCGGAAAGUGGUCUUCGAGUUCUGGCCAUAAACAUACUGGGCAAAUUUUUAACGAACAGAGAUAACAACAUUAGAUAUGUUGCAUUGACUACAUUAAAUAAAACUGUGUUAAUAGACACAAACGCGGUUCAACGCCACAGAAAUAUCAUACUUGAUUGUCUGCGAGAUGGAGACAUUUCUAUUCGUCGGCGUGCGCUGGAGCUCUCAUUUGCAUUAAUUAAUGCUUCAAAUGUUAGGGUGUUGACACGUGAAUUGUUGGCAUUUUUGGAAGUCGCCGAUAACGAGUUUAAACAAGGAAUGACGACAAAAAUAUGCUUAGCCGCUGACAGAUUUGCUCCCAAUAAACGAUGGCAUAUAGAUACAGUAUUGCGCGUUUUGAAACUGGCCGGUAAUUAUGUUCGCGAAGAGAUAUUAUCAAACUUCAUUCGUCUAGUCGCUCAAACUCCCGAGUUAAAUGCUUACACGGUACAAAAAUUAUACGCCGCCUUAAAGGCAGAUAUCUCUCAGGAAUCGUUGACACUGGCUGGGAUAUGGGUAAUUGGAGAAUAUGGUGAUAUAUUAAUAAAAGGUGGUAGUUUUGAAGAGGAGGAGCUCGUCAAAGAACAAGAUGUCAUCGACCUUCUGGAUUCUAUUCUCGUUGGGCCUUAUGCCAACCAGUUGACUCGAGAAUAUAUCCUUACUGCACUCAUGAAACUGACAUCACGUUUCACAUCGAUGCCCGUAAUUCAACAUAUCCAAGCUACCCUUGAAAAGUACAAUACUAGCAUUGAAGUGGAAAUACAACAACGUGCGGUUGAAUAUAGUAACUUGUUUAAGUUUGAGAACAUACGACCCGGGAUUCUGGAAAGGAUGCCAGUCCCGGAGGUCAAAGAAGAACAGAACCGUUCGCAAACCGAAGAUGGUUCUCUUUUGGAAGAGUUUAAUGCGGCCACAACUUCGAAGAAUGAUGGCAUCGAUACGCUUUUAGAUUUUGGGGGCGAUGAUAAUGCCACUCAAUCUAAAACGCCUGUUGUCUCAGAGACUCCUCAAACCACUGUCGACAUCUUGGCUGAUAUUUUUGGCGGUGGACCCGUGACAAAUCCCGCUGCGACCGAGGUCACACCGCCGAUCGCGAAUAAUGACGUUAUGAGUAUUUUUAAUCCUACGCCGAGUGUACAAAAUCCGCCUACACAGAGCAUGCAACCAACAAAUAUUCUGGAUAAUUCGGGCUUGCUUGGAAUUGGGGCGGGACAACCGAUGGCCCCCAUAUCCUCGAGUUUUGAUAUGUUUUCAUCGGCACCACCUGAACCAGAAAAAUAUAUUGCAUAUAACAAGAAUGGUUUUAAGAUUAGUUUAGAUCCGUCCAGAGAUCCAAGCAAUCCCAGAAUUAUCAAUAUCAAUGUUACAUUUCAUAACGUUUCAGUGGGAGCCGUCGUGCAAAAUCUGUUGUUCCAGGCGGCUGUUCUGAAGACACAAAAAUUGCAGAUGCAAUCACCGUCGUCGACUACCAUUGCUCCCGGGGAAACAAGUCAACAAAUAAUUCGAAUUGCCAAUCCUCAAAAAUUAAACAUUAGGUUGCGUCUGAGAAUUUUGUUUACAACGUCAGCGGGUGCGAAAGUGGAUGAGGUGUUUGAUUUUAGCGGGUUUCCACAAGAGUGUCUAAAAAAUUUGUACAUUUUGUGUAAACUGUUUUUCGGAACUUUGCAAGAAUCCAAACAAAAUAAUUAG
Messenger RNA from Acaulospora colombiana, 2528 nucleotides. The record is from the annotation of a GenBank genome assembly. NCBI's taxonomy places the organism in Eukaryota, Fungi, Glomeromycota, Glomeromycetes, Diversisporales, Acaulosporaceae.